Molecule: messenger RNA, 360 nt
Organism: Spinacia oleracea (spinach)
Lineage: Eukaryota; Viridiplantae; Streptophyta; Magnoliopsida; Caryophyllales; Amaranthaceae
Exons: 5
Coding region: 1-360 (119 amino acids)
Cellular component (GO): cytoplasm
Molecular function (GO): glutathione transferase activity
Source: RefSeq, a predicted model, not a curated record
AUGACGAAAUUCAGUUGUGGAGGAUUUAAAUUACUUCUUCUUCUUGGUUUUAAUGGGAUACAGUCCAAGAGGAUUUUGAAGGAGCUAAAGGAGAACAAUCCUCCUACUUCUCAGACUGAUGGACAUAUUUCCUUCAGAAUAAACAAUGGUGUUUACAGAUGUGGGUUUGCCACAAAGAAAGAGCCGUAUGAUCAAGUUGUUGACAAACUGUAUGAAGCACUGGACAAAUGCAAAGAUACACUGACUGAAGCAAAUAUACGUUUAUUUGUACCUCUAGUUCGGUUUGAUGAGGCUUCUAUUAGAAUACGGUUGAAUGAAAUAUCACUUACAUUGUUCUAUAGUAACGUUUUUGAUAUUUAG